GUUCCACCCGCACUUCCCCUUUUAGUAGACGCAUAUAUAAUUGGCAUUCUGAUAGGCGACAUAUCAUUCAAUUCACCUGCUAGCUUUGGAAAUUCUGCAAAGCAAAAAACUAGACAUGCAGCUGUACCAGAGAGCCAUGUUGAGUGUUCUGGCUGUUUUUGCCAUCAUGCUGACCUUCACAAGCACAGGACUGGCCAAUGCGAAGCCACUCAGCUGCUGCAAAAGUGUCUCCACUAUGACAUUUGAAGAACCCAUUCUCCGCUACACUUUCCAGAAGGCGAAUCCGCCCUGUGUGAAUGCUAUUGUGUUUGAGACCAGUAAGGGUGUGCAGUGCAGUGCCCCAAACGCUCCAUGGGUGAGAAAAGCAAUCAAAAAAGUCAGGAUGGCUAAACAACAGCCCUGAAGACUUCCUCUGAAAAUGUACUACUGAAAGAAAUGUACUACUGUAUUUUGUACUAUUAUAUUUGUAUUUGAUUGAGUGCCCUAUUUAUUAGUUCAAACUACUGUUUACACAUAUCAUUGAGGUAAACACUGGACAACAGUUUUGUAUAUGGCUAAGAUAAUUUAUUUUAUAAUUUAUGAAUGGAGAGUUAUUUUACAAGCAUGCUUUAUAAUUUAUGAAUGGAGAGUUAUUUUAAAAGCACGCUAUAUGUUAAACGUAUUGCUAUUAUAUGUUCCGUGUUUGAUCUGUGUUUGUUAAUGUAUCUAUUGAUGUGUAUGGAAGAUAACAACAUGAGUUGGCAACACAAAUAAACAUUCUGUACACUAA
Molecule: messenger RNA, 769 nt
Organism: Clupea harengus (Atlantic herring)
Lineage: Eukaryota; Metazoa; Chordata; Actinopteri; Clupeiformes; Clupeidae
Product: C-C motif chemokine 4-like
Exons: 4
Coding region: 116-403 (95 amino acids)
Source: RefSeq, a predicted model, not a curated record